AUGAGCUCGUACCUUGCCUCGUUUACCUCCUCGUCCUCCAUCUCCAAUGUCCUGGGGUCCAGACUCAACAGCCUCCGCCGGGCCAUCACACUAGGCGACGAUAAAGACGACCCGGAGAAUGAAGACUGCUCGCACAUCUCCAACGCCCUCCGAGCAUACUACACAGAAAAGGGACGGCCGUUCCCUAGCUGGCUCCCUCCAGACCCAAAGGCCCCAGCCUCCGCUGCACCCCGUCCCAUCGCAACCGCCUCCUCCGGACAAUACGGGCAAGCUCCCGCCGGUGCGUACGGCCGGGGUGGUGGUCUAGGAGAUCUCUGGGGUGAUUCAGGCGCACCAUCUCCCGGAAGUGCGCAGACGUCGAGUCUCCGCCGUGGCCGUGGCAGCGCUGCGAGUGGUGCCAGCGGUUCAGGGCUGACACCUGCCCAAAGUGCUCCCCCCGGCCCUGUGAACUCCCCCCCCCGCCCCAGCUCUCGCACGCGCAGUCUCACUCACCUUCAUCGGGUGGGCUGCAUCCGGCUGGGGCACGUCCGUUGCCGAGCCAGCGUUCUGGAUCCUAUCAGUCCACGCAGUCUGGGCGGUCUAGCCAGGAUAGUAGGUCUGGGGCAGGCUCGGCGCAGGAGCGGCUGCGGGCACGUUUGCAUGGGGGACGAUCCCCCAGUCCAGGGAAUAUCGAUCCGAGCGUUCGCAAGCCGGUGGGAGGAAGACAGUGGUAGUGCGAAUGAGAUCCUCGGCUUAUCUGAGAUGGGAAAAUCCCGCAAUUCCCAGCGCCCCGAGAUCGCUGGGGGGAAGCCAAACUCACAUAUCCAGUAUCCCGUGUUGGACCAUGGUGUCCUACCGUUCUGGGUUUGUAAUCCUCCAAAAACCAUCCACAUUGCAUCAACGUUCGGAACCUGGUUUCCUCACAUCCAAAUUGUCGUGCAGAUCGUCGUCCCACACUGGCUCCGGCCCGGCAUGGCCCUGAGCGCUGAGUGGAUGCCGAUGCAGCGUUUCGCCGAGGUGUCGCCGAUACGCACUGCAGGACUCCAUGGGGUUGCCCCAACUCGCGUUGUGGAUGCGUAA
Molecule: messenger RNA, 1059 nt
Organism: Penicillium subrubescens
Lineage: Eukaryota; Fungi; Ascomycota; Eurotiomycetes; Eurotiales; Aspergillaceae
Exons: 2
Coding region: 1-1059 (352 amino acids)
Source: RefSeq, a predicted model, not a curated record